GCAUACGGUGUUAUUUGUACUCUCGAAUUGGAUGGGAGGGCCAAACCACCCCCCACCCCCGACUUUGGUUUCUUGUACUGAGAUAACGCAUGUAACUAUACAUCAAUGAGGGACGGUAUCUCACUUUCACACGAGCAUGCAUCCAUACAUAUAUACAUAUAUUCAACCGUUCUUUGGUCCACGCUGAGCUGCUACUCUGAUAGUUCCUGUACUAGGAUUGGUACGGAUCAGACAGAAGAUCCCGCAGUAGCAAUCACAUUGGAAUGAGUAGGGAUGGAGCCGAGAUAGCGACUUAUCUACCUAUUACUUACCUACUCCAUUA
Aspergillus homomorphus CBS 101889 is the source of this 322-nucleotide messenger RNA. RefSeq lists its product as uncharacterized. The coding region runs from base 106 to 267 and encodes 53 amino acids. The transcript has a single exon. The record is from RefSeq and is a predicted model, not a curated record. NCBI's taxonomy places the organism in Eukaryota, Fungi, Ascomycota, Eurotiomycetes, Eurotiales, Aspergillaceae.